This is a messenger RNA of Clarias gariepinus (North African catfish), 1766 nucleotides long. RefSeq names its product CD209 antigen-like protein E. Bases 309 to 1130 code for a protein of 273 amino acids. NCBI's taxonomy places the organism in Eukaryota, Metazoa, Chordata, Actinopteri, Siluriformes, Clariidae. The record is from RefSeq and is a predicted model, not a curated record. The transcript is spliced from 6 exons.
CAGAACACUGAGAUCUACAUUUACAAAAGAUUGUAGGCUCACUGUAUUGAUAGCCUCAUUACAGAAAGAUGAGUGCAUCAGUUUAUCAAAACCUUUCAGCGGGCUGCAAGACAUCUGAUCAAAAGGAAAGUUUAUAUGAGGAUAUUUACGUGAAUGAAGAUGCAACAGAGACAAAACUGACCAAAAGCAAUAAGAAAGCUAUGACUUCAGUUAACAGUGUGAGCUGGAGGCUGCAUUCUACACUGUAGAGAUCUACAUUUACAAAAAAAAAUUAAAGCUUACUGUCUUUCCAGCAAAAUCACAGAGAGAUGAAUAAAUCAGUUUAUAAAAACUUUUCUGCAGACAGCAGGUUAGCUUAUCAAAAGGAGAGCUCCAACUCAUUUGAAGAUCUCUGCAUGAGUGAAAAUGCAACAGAAACACAAGCGACCCGAAGCAAUAAGAGAGCUAUGACUUCAGUCUUCAAAAGAAACACUUCAGGACACAGGAGUUACAAACUGGCUGUGGUGUGUCUUCUGAUCCUUCUUGUUUUCUUGCUGGUUGUCAUCACAAUACUGUGGGUUAAGCUGACUACAAAGGGAGACCAGGUACAGACCAGUUACAACAACUCGUCUGCUGAAAAACAGUUAAAUAUCAGUUACACCAACUUGAUUGCUGAGAAAGAUCAAUUAGAGGCAGCCUACAAAAAAGUAGCUGAAGAAAGAGACCAGUUCAAGAAGAAAGCAGAUGAAUUCGAGAAUAAGCUUUCAUCAAUGGGAUGGAAAUUCUUUGGCUCUAGUCUUUAUUAUAUCUCUACUGAGAAAAGGAGCUGGAGUGAGAGCAGACAGGACUGCCAGGGGAAAGGAGCAGACCUGGUGAUCAUAAAGAGCAGAGAAGAGCAGGACUUUGUUGAGGAUCUGAGAAAGAGUGAUCCUGCCUGGAUUGGUGCUCAUGACAUAGACAAAGAGGGGGACUGGAAAUGGGUGGAUGGUACAGCAGUGACCAAUGGGUUCUGGAGACAGGGUGAACCCAACAAUGUUGGUGAGGAAGACUGUGUUGCAACUGGGUAUCUGACUGUGCCUGUACCAAAUUGGUUUGAUUAUUCUUGUAGUUUAAAAUAUGUUUGGAUCUGUGAAAUGGGAAUGAAUACCUGACAUGUUUUAUUGGAAUGAAAAACAGAAAUGGAUUUAAAAAUCUGUCAAAUCUUACAAUCAAAUAUACUUUGCAUAUAAACUUGUGAAUAUCUAAACAUAUUCAAGACACACAGAAAUAUAUAGAAAUUAUUAUUAGUAUAGAAAUUAUUUUCAAUUAACAAAUUUGAUUGAUGACCCUAGAUACUUCACUCUAUGUAUGUCUUGUGUCAGGUAUGGUGAGAGUUACAGUCAAUGGUUUUCAAUUAAAUAAAUCCUGAAUCAUACACUGUGCCAGGUUAUGCACAAGAAGGCACACAUUUAAUUCAAUUGAAUAGUACUUGUAUAGCACAAAAAUCUACUUUGUUACAAAGCAGAUUAAUAGAUUAAGAUAUAUGGAACUCUGGUGGGAAAAACCUCUCUGAGAUGAUAUGAGAAACAAUCCUCGAGAGGAACCAGUAGUGAAUCUUUUAUCUGUAUUCUGUAACCAAGAAACCAAGAAAGUGUAUGAGUAAUGUUUCUGUUGACAUAAGUGUUUGUUCAGUUGUAUAUUUUCUUUUGUUUCUUGUCAUGCAUCUGUUUCAUUUUACUCUUUUUGUUCCUGCUGUUUUCAUUCUGAUGUUAUCUAUGGUUGUGUUUUGGUGUUCAUUAUUAAAUCUA